UGUGUGUGUGUGAGGGUACACAGUGUUCGCCUGCCUGUGCUGCUUUUGAUGUAAAACAACUGCGCAAGAGACGGAGAGAGAGAGAGAGAGAGAGGUAGCGGUAUUAGUAAAAGUGCUAGAGGUAGGGGGGGUACAGCAGCUGACAAGGGGGAACGCGAGUGCCGCCAGCCGCUGCACAGUGCGCCUCUGCCCGUGUCCAUCACUGCGAGGAGCCGCGACAUCCCUACGGUUCUCCGGUUCUCACCUCGCUGAGCUCACUCCUCCUCCUCCUUCUGUUGUGGUUUUUAUCUAUCUGCCUCCUCCUUCUUCUUAGCUAGUUAUCCACCUUCUGCUUCUCCUCCAGUGGGUCAAGGAUAUAAUGAAGGAAGACUACACUGCACACCUUCACUCUUAAUAUUUGGAACUAUCAUCAGAUGCACUGUUAAUAGCAGAUUAUUUGCCUUACGCUGCUCGUCUGUCUCUGUGUGAAAAGUCCAAAUGGAGAAGAAAAGGAAGAAUGAUCUGCCUACGCCCACAGCAGAGAGCGGAGGAGAGCCGGAGAGGAAAAAGACGAGAAGAGCCAAAGCAGAAGAAGCAGAUGCCUCCGCUAAAGAAGCUAACGGCAGCGAGAAGCAGCUGCAGGGUUUCACAGGCCGAGAGGGCGACAAUUCAGAAGCUAAUGUGAAACUUAAGAUGGGACUGGGGACUAAACGAACCAAGAAACCUCCAAAAAGCCUGGAGAACUUCAUCUGCCGGCCCACAAUUCGAGUGUCUCAAAAGCCUGGACCUGCAGUAGGGGACGGUAUGAGGGCCAAAACCAAAGGGUCGAAUCAGUUACGACAUCCGGCCCAGAAUAAAUCCAGCAGCGACUCCCUGGCAACAAAGCCCAGUUUAUCCACCACGAGUACGACGGAAAAUCCAUCAACACAGUCUCCCUCAUCUCUCACACCUUCCGAAAAGAUCUCGCCACCUUCAGACUCCUCAAAUACUAAAGCAGCUAAAAAGGUUCUCUCAAGACAAAACAAGAAAGCCAACUCGAAGCCAGAAUCAACUCCAGUGGAAUCUCCCAAUGUAACUCAACCACAGGCAUUAAUGUCAGUUUCUCACAGGAAAACUCCCAAAAAGCAAACAUCCCCCCAAAUAUCUGCUCCCUCUUCUCCCCCCCAGUUACAACAAGAACCCAGUACACAGGAACACAGCACAGAAGCUGAGAACACCCUACAACAUGCUGCAAGCUGUGAAAGCCCGAGUGAAACCAGGGAGAGAUCGCAUAAAGGAAAGUCAGCGCCACCCAAACGCACAUCUUGUCUUCCAAAGAAUGAUUCGAAACCCUCUGUAAAUAAUACAGAAAUGUCUUCAAGUGUGAAUUUGAAAUUGAAAAGAAAGGAGAGGAAAUCAAAGUCAAGAAGUUCCAACAAGAGUGAUUCCAGAACUACUGGAAGCAAUAUGUUGGAAAAUGACUUCCUGGAGAAGCCAAGUCCUUGUGUCAGUGAUCAGCCAGAAAACCUCCCUUCAGCCCAAGUAACUGAUUUCCCAUCCCUGAGUAAGUGCACUGAUAACACAGCAGAGAAUAGUAGUAGAGUAAGUGAGGGACAAAAUGAACAGGAAGGUCUGGGCAAAUCUCUGAAAAUGACUAUGAAAUCAUCACAAGCAGUUCCUGUUCUUGAGCAACAGAAACGUGGCAGGACAGAACCUGGUUUACCUGAGGAUGAGCAUGGAGAAAGACUCAAGCACUGUCCAGAUCAAGAGCAAAUUGAAGCACACUCCUUGUCUGAUACUGAAAUAAGUGCUGCUCAGGGUUCAAUAGUAAACCCAAAAAUAUCUCCUACUUCAGCAAACCCCUCAAUCAGUGGCUCUUCGUCAAACAAAAAGAAGUCCAAAAAAACCUUAAAGAAAGAGAAGCGCAAACACCUUCACUGCAGUAAAAUUGCGAAGAUGACUAUUGAGAAUUUUCAAAAACCUGCUGCCUGCACAUCAGUACUGCAGGGUAGCUCACCACAGAAGGAUUAUCUUAAGGCACCACCCUCACCCUCACAGCAGAGGAUAUCUCCCAAAUUAAAACAGUCUAUGACUGUAACCGUCACCUCAGAAAUGUCCUCUGCUAACAAGCCCCAAGCUAGAAAGAGGGGUCGCCCCAAAGUCAACAAGUUAGAAAGACUUCUUUUGCCAGAAUCAUCUGCUAAUUCCGCAAAUAUUCCAACACAAGAUCCAGAUCAAGAACCUGACAGGAAACACCAAAGGUCUACCACAGCUGGAAAAAGAGGACGACCCAAAAGAUCCUUUUCUGUCCAGCCCCAGUCAACUCAGCCAGCAGUAACUUCUAAACAGUCUCUAAAAGAUACAGGCGAUCAUCAAAUGACUUCUAAAGAAAAAGUCAAAGACACCCAACAGAAGUGCAGCAGAAGCAGUAAGGUAAUGAUGAAGACAAUCAUUCGAAAGAUCAAUAAGAUGAAAGUGAAAAGGAAAGAUCAGGUCCUUACACAAAUCCUGCUUGGGCAGAAGCAGUGCGACAAUGCAGAAUUGCCUCAGGAAGACAGCGGAGCAGAAUUGUGCAGCCGAGUUUCUCCGGACAAACAAUCCUUAUCCUCCCUCGUAACAUCUUUCGGGGGGAAACUUGGUCCUCAAAUUAACGUCAGCAAACGAGGAACUAUUUAUAUGGGGAAGAGAAGAGGCCGCAAACCAAAAUGUGAAAGGAAUUCUUCCAGUCUAGACCCCAAGCAGAUUCUUCCCUCCCCUCUUCAUUCUCAACAACAGUUUAACUCAAAUACUAUGCGCCAGUCGUCAGACUCCCAAACUGGGACUAGCAGCCUCAAAAACGAUUCUUCUUCAGCUACACCUGGUAGGAUUUCCCAUAUUAAUCCUAACAACCAGAAAGUCAAGGCAGCUUCCUUUAUACCACUCAGUGAAUUCCAAAAUCCCAAGACUCACUGUAAAACAACCUUCGCUUCCAACAGUGGUGGGGGAGUUAAUGAUACUAACACAUUGGACAGAAAUGCCAGACAUUCGAAUAGUGGGUUAUCUGCAAGUACUGGACUUCCUUCAACUUUGGCUGCAGGUUCUCACAUGUUGUUCACAGUGUCUGGAGUACAAGGUAGUGGUUCGCUUAAGGCAAAGUCAAAGUCUCUUUCUCAUUUUCCUUCAGAGAAAAAUCAGCACCUCUCUUCCACUCGUUUGCCUUUAGGCUCUGGUCGGAUGCAAGAUUCCAAUGGAGUGCAAAUCGCCAAUCCCACGCUUGGGUUCCCAAACCAAGAGGCGCAUACGUUCAAGUGCCAUAGAAGGGGUCACCACUGCUUAGUUCGAGACAAGCUUAGGAGGCAUACAUAUAAGUGCAAGAAGUAUAUGCAACUCAGGGCCAAAAGGCAAGACCCAGACUUUCUUGCUGAGGUGGAGGACUUAGUUGUCAGGCUUAGCAAGAUUCAAAUCGUUCACCACAUUUCAGCCCGAGCGAGGCUGGAAGAGGAUGGCAGUGUGUCUGGAAGAAAGAGUGCAAAGGGCAAAAGCCAAUCUCAUGAUCUCCAAUGUCUACAAGAAGAAGUGCACCCUCCAACCAUGUUUCAGAUUAACUUCAGUGGAUACUACUCGCCACAUUCCACCUUAUCCGGUGACCCCCUUCAUUACGUUAGAAUGGCAAACAUGAAGAGGAAACAUGGCUGCUCCUCUGAGCCGAAUGAACAAAUCGUUACCCACUUCCCUGUGAUGCACAAGCUUGGCUACCCAGUGUCAGGUUGUGGGUUUUUCCACCCUUCCUACAAAGUACCUUUUACCACGGCCUCACUUGGCUUUGGCCUUUAUCGAGGAUACCCUUCCACAAUGCCACUCUAUCCAUCCUCUUUUCCAUCGUCUUAUGUGCACCACUACUCUAAAAACCCCAUUAUAAGCCCGUCCAAGUUUCACAAGAAGAAGACAAAGGUUCCAAAGCAAGAUUCUGGUGGACUUUGGGGUGGAAAGUCGAUUGGGGCAUAUCCCGGGAUGACUCCAGACUUCUCCUGUGACUGUUUCACCAGGCAGAGUUGUCAACGAGAAAAGCCAAAAGACAAGAUCAGGGAAGAAAGGGAUGAACAAAGCAGAACCAGAGGAAGAGAGAAGGAUAUUGAGUGGCUCCUUAGGCAGAAUAAACUCUCUAAAGAUAACGAACGUUCAAGGACGGAUUGUCCUUCAAAACCCGCUUUGCCAUUCUCAGUAUUCUCAAAUGUGCGAAGCAAAGAUAAGACAUUUCCGUCGAACCUGAGACCGACAAGAGAGGUACGAUGGUCAGAGCAUCAGCCGCCUUGGCCACGUAUGAGGGAUUUCGAAUCGAGGCUUGGCAGCAGAAACCGAAACCAAGAAUUCACUUCACAUGAGCAAGAGGACACUCUGGAAGAGCCGGAAAGUGAGGGGGAACUGGCAACGCCUCAGCAACCCAGCAGGAGGACGCAGUCUUUUCUGAAACAGCCUAUACUAUUUAGCAAUACACAAAGACAAAGAAGAGUCAGGAAAAGGAAUGGAGUGACCAGUGCCUCGAUGUUGUUCAGGGAACAGGACGCUACGUCACUGGAGGAUUUCUCCUCUUUAGCAGAGCAGAGAGCUGGUUACGUUCAGACUGACACUCCUCAGCUCAGUAACUCCCCCACUGCCAAAGAACCAGAGAACACAGAGAGGGAACUGAGGGGACAUAAGGCCAUCAGGAGGCCUCUUCUUCAGGACGACGGUGACCGAGCGCCUGUUCAGAGCUUGGCCCAUUUUAUGCAAGAACAUCCCCAGCCUCACUUUAAACAGCCCAGAAACACUGCAAGGGCUAAGCUUACCCAGCGUAUCAGAUCAUCCACAGCGAGGAACCCCGGAGGAUUAAAGCUCUCAGCUGGAAACGAGGUGAAGAAAAGAGGACGGGGACGGCCGAGGAAGAACCCUCCAACCUCGCCGUGCAGACCGGAUUCGUCUCCUCCACCAUUAAUUCCUGCACCUCCCCGUCCUCCGCCACCUCUCGAACAGGUGGAGAAGGCAGGAACAGCUGGGGGUGCUAAGAGUCGGGGUGACUCCAUGCUGGAGGUGAUCGAGGCUGUGAUUCACAGAGAGCAGAGAAAAAGAGUAAAGAAAAAGAGAAGAAGCGCUGAAGAUGAGGGAGACGAAGGUCAGAAAGGGAGGGAGGGAGAAGACGGUACUGAAACCCCCAACCACCACUCGCCCCCCCCACUCACCGCUCCAUCACCUGACCACACUGCACCUGAUGAUAUAGAGGCAGACAGCCAAUCAGACGAGACCUCUGCUUCACUGCCCAUUAAGAAGUAUUUAUGGGCGGGUCUUUAUUCAGAUGUUUACAAGACUGAAGAUGUUGUGGAGCUGGAGCCACUGAGUACAGAGUGUUUAGAGUAUGAUCCAGAGGAGCACGAGCACGGCCUCCUCCCUGCACCUUUACACGUGGGAAAGUACCUGAGGUUGAAGCGGAUUGACUUUCAGUUGCCCUACGACAUCCACUGGCUCUGUGCUCACAGCAAGAAUUUUGAAACAACUGGCAACCUCCCACCAGCACUAACAUGCAACGAUUCCUGUAGAGCCGCUAAAGAUAGCACACCUCAGCACUGCACUGAAGACAGCCCACACAUCAGGCUCCCUGACAGCAGUAAGCAGGCAGAUGUGCUGCAGCUGCAGGAGGAGGACGAGCCAUGUCUCCAGCCUCUCCAGCAGCAGGAAGAAAUCCGGGACAGUGAGGAUUUCCCCUCGCCGUUAUCCAGUGAGGAAAGGACUUUUGUGAUGAGCCACGGCGUCUUCCUGGUGCGGAACUAUGAGAAGAUGAGGGCGAGACAGGCCCUGCUGCUGCUAAGAGAGGGAGUGGGCGAGCGAGAGGAGGAGGAUGAAGGGACUGGAGAAGAAACCUCCUACAGGUGCCUGAGUGAUCAGAGGUCGAGUCCUGAGGAAGAGAAGCAGACUGGAGGGAGGAGUCGAACUCUUAAACACACUCUGCAGGAGAUCUGGAACAGAAUCAUCAGCUGCAAGGGAUCAUCUGGACAAACACUUACGGCUCCUCUCCUGAACCUGUGCUCCAGAAAGAGGUCAGACUCAGCACUCCUGGAUCUGACAGUGGUCAAGAAGCAGCUCCACUCAGGGCACUAUGAUAGUCUGGAGGCGUUUCACACAGACAUGCUCAGAGUGUUCCAGUGCGCUGAGAAAUACUACGGCUGUGACUCCUCGGUGGGCCGGGACGUGAGCCAGCUGAGGGUCUUAUACAACCAGGUUCACCAGGAAGUCUCCGUCCACACCAGCCACACCCAGUAAGGGAUACGAAGCCCCACCCACACACCCACAGCCCAGGGCUGGUCCUGGCGGUGACCGUGGUAACAGUCCCACAGGCAUGAUGGGCUGUCAGAGGAGGCAGACCUCGCCCGCCCAGACCAAAGACCUAACCCAACCACGGGCAUUGCACAGAGCCCCCUGCUGGAUGGAAUGCUUGCUGGGGAAACAGAUAUCCGGAGUGAACACAUUGUCUGAAGCUGACCCAUCUGUACUUCUUUAAGAGGAGUGGACGGACAGAAGAUCAAAGAGAAGAGAAAACGAGUGUCAGACUUUCAUUCCAUUUCUAUCCGACUCUAAUAUGCACUUCUUUUUUCCAUAUUCAGAUUGUAUUAAUAAUAAUUCAGCAUGGAGUACAUUACAAUAUAUGAGCUGUUGUUUAGUGAGUCUAACUUCGAUCAAGGACGUGAUAAACAUAGUAGACAUACUUUUUUCAUAUUUAUAGAAUGUACAUAAUGGGUUGUUAUUUUUAAUUUCGUCUUAUAUGAUAUUAUAAUGCAUCAUUUCUAAGUUGUCUUGCCAGUUCACUGCACAUUUGUGCCAAUGAAUUUAUAUCAUGUGAGAUGUGCCUAGUAUAUCAAAGCAAUAAGCUGCUGUUUUUAUGGUCUCUAUGCUGCUUUUUAUAUCUGUGUGAAUGUUCCUCUUUAUAAAAGUUGUCGUUUAUGGAGAUUAUUUUGGAGAUUUGCCUAAUUAGCUCAAGCGCUUGAUAACCUAUUUAGAGAUGCUGCUUAGAAACGAUUGGAACCCCAGGAGAACUUUAUUAAAUUCUAUAAAUCUCAUCUCUCAGCACACAAACUACGCUUCCAGCUCAUUCUAAAGGACCGGACUGAGACCCUUUUUAAUUGAAUGUUUUAAUAUUUAUGUUAUUAAGUCUCUCAAUAAACGCUGUGUUUA
Messenger RNA from Astyanax mexicanus (Mexican tetra), 7137 nucleotides. Its product is annotated as histone-lysine N-methyltransferase ASH1L. The record is from RefSeq and is a predicted model, not a curated record. The transcript is spliced from 17 exons. Gene Ontology annotation, molecular function: DNA binding; protein binding. Lineage: Eukaryota; Metazoa; Chordata; Actinopteri; Characiformes; Acestrorhamphidae. Bases 478 to 6228 code for a protein of 1916 amino acids.